Motacilla alba alba is the source of this 1311-nucleotide messenger RNA. RefSeq names its product ER membrane protein complex subunit 2 (gene EMC2). Gene Ontology annotation, molecular function: protein binding. The coding region runs from base 48 to 989 and encodes 313 amino acids. Gene Ontology annotation, cellular component: EMC complex. Gene Ontology annotation, biological process: protein folding in endoplasmic reticulum. The record is from RefSeq and is a predicted model, not a curated record. Lineage: Eukaryota; Metazoa; Chordata; Aves; Passeriformes; Motacillidae. The transcript has 11 exons.
GCCGGGCUCCGCUCCGCCGGGCCGGCCCCGCUCCCGCCCUCCCGCCAAUGACGGCCGGGGCCGUCACUGCGCUGCGUCACGGCGCGGCCGCCAAGAUGGCGAAGGUGUCGGAGAUGUACGACGUGACUUGGGAAGAUAUGCGUGAUAAAAUGCGGAAAUGGAGGGAAGAAAACUACCGAAACAGUGAACAGAUAGUGGAUGUUGGAGAAGAGUUAAUUAAUGAAUAUGCAUCUAAACUUGGAGAUGACAUUUGGAUAAUUUAUGAGCAGGUGAUGAUUGCUGCCCUGGACUGCAGUCGAGAUGAUUUGGCCUUGUUUUGUCUUCAGGAACUGAGGCGGCAGUUUCCUGGGAGCCACAGAGUUAAACGAUUAACUGGAAUGAGAUUUGAAGCCAUGGAAAGGUAUGAUGAUGCUAUCCAGUUAUAUGACAGAAUUUUACAAGAAGAUUCAACUAAUACUGCAGCAAGAAAGCGUAAGAUUGCCAUUCGAAAAGCCCAGGGGAAAAAUCUCGAGGCCAUCCGAGAGCUGAAUGAGUAUCUGGAACAAUUUGUUGGUGACCAAGAAGCUUGGCAUGAACUUGCAGAACUUUACAUCAAUGAACAUGACUAUGCAAAGGCAGCCUUCUGCUUAGAGGAGCUUAUGAUGACUAAUCCACACAACCACUUAUAUUGUCAACAAUAUGCUGAAGUAAAAUACACUCAGGGGGGGCUUGAAAACCUUGAGCUGUCAAGAAAGUAUUUUGCACAAGCACUGAAGCUUAACAACAGAAAUAUGAGAGCUCUAUUUGGACUUUACAUGUCUGCCAGUCAUAUCGCUUCCAACCCAAAAGCAAGUGCAAAAAUGAAAAAAGAUAAUAUGAAAUAUGCCAGCUGGGCAGCAAACCAAAUAAACAGAGCAUACCAGUUUGCAGGUCGCAGUAAGAAAGAAACUAAAUACUCUUUGAAGGCAGUGGAAGACAUGUUGGAGACCCUGCAAAUCACUCAGUCUUAGCUUGGCACAGAGAUCUAAUAUGAAAUUUUCCAAUACCACACUCAACCUGUAAUGACCUGUGGGUUAUGUUACUCUAGUGCUGUUAAAAGUUAAUUUUGUAUUGAUUACGUGCUAUAUAAAAUAACAUUUUAUGAAAAGUAAAAUGCCUAUUUAUUGCUGCUAUAAGAAAUGUAAUGAAUACCCACUGAAAUGAAUAACUUAUCCACAUAAACAACAUGAAAAAAUGACGUGCUGCACAUCAGUAUCCUCAGAUUUUUGUAUGUACAGUACCUGCUUCUAAGCCAUAAUUUGUAGAAAUAAACUUGUUAAAUGAUUAAGAAAA